AUGCCCACCGAUCCCCCCAUCCGACGAAUUCCACCACGGGAUGCUCACCACGCACAAACAGCGCAAAUGAGUUCGUUUCAGUUUGCACCGCAGCAAUUUCCCCAGAGGGAAACGCAAAAGAAUUAUGUCUUCGUCGAUGAACACAAUCGCCACAAGCGACUGAAAGUAAUGAGAGCUUGCGAAGGCUGUCGAAAGAGAAAGAUCAAGUGCGAUGCGGCUACAACCAACACCUGGCCGUGCUCGGCAUGUAUCCGCCUCAAGCUUCACUGCGUGCGACCAAACGGUUAUGAAGGCUCGGAUACAACCACCACAUACGACACCAUCUUGGAUCCUUCCGCCCAGUUUCAGCACAUGUCCUUGCCGGGACAAGCUGGACAGGACUCUUCAAAGUCUGUGCCAGACUUAUACCAAGGCUCUUUUGCGGACCGAGACCUUCAACAAGUUUCAUUUGACACGGCGACGGGCCAACACAGCUUCCACUACACCACGGUGCCAGCUACGGCAGUAUUGGACCAUGUGUAUGGAGGUCCCGACGCCUUCCCGACGCCGCCAGUGCACCAGGAACCAAGGCAAGAGCCAUCCCCAGAAGCACAGUCCGUCGACUCGUACCAGCAGCAGGAUCUCGCAGACCUGCUGGGUGGGCUCCGACUCAAUGAAAUUGGAACGGCGCCAUAUCUGAGAAACAAAGCUUCAUUUCGCCGGGAAGAACAGCCAGCGGUGGAGGAUGACGACGAUUACGGCUCCAUUCUACCUGCCGUGACUGCAAUACCAGGUCAUAAGAUUCGUAUUCCCCCUGCAUUGAUGCCGGACGAGUCUACCGCCCUACACCGUUUCGAUCUUUACUUUCGUCAUGUGCACCCUUAUGUCCCCGUCUUGGAUAAGGUCGCAUUCUAUCAGCAAUGGAACACAAGUCGAGAGUCUAUUUCUCCCCUCAUCCUUGAAGCAAUCUUCGCCAUUGGCGGUCGGCUGGCUGAGGAGCCGGCAAUGGGACAGCAGUGGCUUGCGCUUGCGUCAAGGCAUGCCGACUCUUUCAUGGAUGUACCCAGACUAAGCACCCUCCAAGCUCUACUCAUGAUGCUCAAGGCUCGCGAAGCUGCUCCAAAACGAGGAUACUUCUACCGCUCUUGGAUGCUCGUUGUACAAUGCGUGCAGAUGGGGAAGGAUCUGGGACUUGAUGAACACUUUGAGGAUCACCGAGCCGGAAUUUCUUGCGGCUUCACAGCUGCUGAAUGCCGUCUUCGAACAAGGAUAUGGCAGACUAUUUUUGUUUGCGAAAACAUGGUUGGGGCCCCUCAAGGGAGAUAUGACUUGACCGUGAACCAUGAGUCGGUUGACUUUAACCCCCCCAGUCCUCUCCCAGGUGGAGACGACAGCGAAUAUCACGUUUCUCGAAAUUUCACUUAUCUGGCGCGUAUCCUGCGAAACAUCAGAAAGAUGAGUAUCGCCUAUGCGAAACUGAGAAGAAACAAGGAGUGGGCUGUCAAUCCCGAGUUUCAGCAACUUGAGCAAAUGAUUUCAGCAUACCUUGCCGAAUUGCCCGGCGACAUGACCAUCAACUUUCCCCCCGACAGUUCGCCGCCAUAUUUACCAUCGUCCUUCCUAGGGAACUUGCAUUCAUAUUACUGCCUCCUGCAAAUCUUGUAUCAUCGACCAGUCCUGUCAUUCCUCGAUCCGACCGUAAACGAGGCGCAAUGGAAACAUCACAUGAUGCUUUGUUACAAUUCUGCAAAGGCCCUCUGCCGCUUGCAAGAGGCCACGUUGAAACAGUAUGGUCUGGUCGAUCUGCAGAGUAUGCAACGCGGCUUUAGUUUCGCAUUAUACGCCGGUCUUUCCUGCAUUGUCAUUCAUCUGGUCGCUAUCGUAUCACCGGAUCCUGAUCUCAAUUCCGAUGCGCGCGAGUACUUUGAGCGUCAUAUGAGGCUGAUGGAGACGGUAAUGGAAGCUUGGCCGAUGCCAGACUUGCAGAAGCAAGUCGAUGCCAUUCGUGAAGCAUUCUCGGCAGACAUUGGGCGGCCGUUUGUACUCAAGCCUUCAUUUCCAUACGGCAGUCCGCAUCCCUCCAACCAGUCAAGCUCGCCCCGAGGAACUGUGGCCUACCAAGUCCCCGCGCAUCGUACAGGCUCCAUGGAUCAGCAGCUUGAUCCCUCCAACCAACAUGUCAGUUAUAUAAACCAUCCCAUUACACCUCCAAUUUCUGUGGGCCCAAUGGACAGCAGAAGUGACUCUCCAGCCGUACAGUCGCUAGUUAUGAUGCCGCAAGAUGGUCAGGUCCCGGAUAUGCAACAGACCAUGGGCCUUGCCAACAGUCCACCGACCUGGAAUCCGGCACGUAUCUUUGAACACUGGAAUACCUCUUUCGGUACGCCAUCCCAACCAGGCACUCUCCUAGGCUCCGCUUCUCAGGCAACAUCGCUGAACGUUUGUACUCCAGGUGCCCCAGACCAAUCUGCCAUAACGGACCCAUUGUCGAAUCAUUCCUUGUCCCCAGGUACUCAGCAGAUAGCUCACCAACAGUAUUCCACGGCAACCUCGAUGCCAAACUUUAUCACACCCGCUAUGUGGCAAGAGUCUGUGGCCAGCGUAUAUGAAGGAGGUCUCAAGAGAGGCUGGGACUAUGACGGCGGAGUGGCGUCUAUGAAGCGACGAUGA
Metarhizium acridum CQMa 102 is the source of this 2649-nucleotide messenger RNA. NCBI's taxonomy places the organism in Eukaryota, Fungi, Ascomycota, Sordariomycetes, Hypocreales, Clavicipitaceae. The record is from RefSeq and is a predicted model, not a curated record.